This is a messenger RNA of Nipponia nippon (crested ibis), 1974 nucleotides long. NCBI's taxonomy places the organism in Eukaryota, Metazoa, Chordata, Aves, Pelecaniformes, Threskiornithidae. The record is from RefSeq and is a predicted model, not a curated record.
AUGGACACCGAAGCCGUGCAGCCCCAGGAGGCUUCGCUGACGGUCAAUGAGCAGGUUAUUGUCAUGUCCAGCCAUGAAACCAUCCGAGUGCUGGAGGUGGGCGUGGACGCCCCGCUCCCGGCUGAGGAGGACCGGAAAGCCUUGGAGAUGCCACCAGGGGAGGUAGCGCGGGGCUCCCCGGGAGAGACCGGCCACCCAGGCAGAGAGGACGUCCCACCCAGCACCCCGAGCUCCUGCAGCGGGGAGGUGGCCGGCAAAGCCAAACCGGCGGCCGGAGCGUCCCCCAGCACCGUCCCCUCCGUCGGCACCUUCAGCCACGCCACGAGCCAGCAGCCGCAGACGUUGGCCCCGCUGGCCGUGCAAGCCACCCCGCAGGUCUUGACUCAGGAAAACUUAGCAACAGUUGUGACAGGAGUAAUGGUUCCAGCAGGGACAGUUACUCAACCUCUUCUUAUCCCCAUCAGUAUUGCAGGUCAAGUGGCAGGUCAGCAGGGGCUGGCUGUGUGGACAUUUCCUACAGCAACGGUCGCUGCCCUUCCCGGAUUGACGGCUGCUUCUCCUACAGGGGGAAUUUUCAAACCGCCUAUAGCCAAUUUGCAAGGUAACGGGUGCUCUUCUGGAAGGAGCCUGUCCCAGGAGCGAUUCGUAGACCGGGGCGAUGAUGGGACCCCGGGGGUGCCCCUCGCCCUCUGUGCUGGCAGCAGCACCUGGUCGGAGUUUGACCCAGCGCUGCCUCCGGGCAGGAUGAGUCCUACUGGAGCGGAGGGGCUCGGCUCCACCUGCCACAAAGCUGGGGGCACCUUUCGCUGCACUAACACGAACCCCCCCGGCGUCUUCCCCGCUGCGCCCGGCCAGCCCCCCAUCCUGCCACAGCCCGCCGCUGCACCCACGCCGCCCGUGGCCAAGCCCUUGGAGACGCAGACCCAGAUCACCGUCCAACCUGCCGGAUUUGCCUUUAACCCUGGCAUAAUCAGCGCGGCUUCUCUCGGGGGCCAAACCCAGCUCCUCGGCUCCUUGGCAGCCGCCCCUGUGAUCGCAAACACCAUCUCCAGCGUGCAGGGCAUCACGGGCCAGAUCCUGACCAACGCCCAGGGCCAGGUGAUCGGGACGCUGCCGUGGGUGGUGAACCCCCCCGGGAUGGCGGCAGCCGGCCCUGCCCCGGCUCUGCCGGCCCAGAACCUGCAGGUACAGACGGUGACGCCGCAGCUGCUGCUCAAUGCCCAGGGCCAGGUCAUUGCCACGCUGGCUGGCAGCGCCAUCCAGGCGGCCGCCAUCAAGAAAACCGGCACCCCCGAGCCCCCCGCCAAGAACGAGGUGCAGCCCAUCCAGCCGGCCCCAGCUCUCUCCCAGCCGGCCGUGGUGAUGGCGAACCCUGCCCCGGCGGCGAAGGCUUCCUCCGCGCCCGUCCCCAUCACCUGCUCGGAGACCCCCACCGUCAGCCAGCUGGUCUCCAAGCCCCCGGCUCCCAACAGCAGCACGGAGGAGGAUGGGAUUAACCUGGAGGAGAUCCGGGAAUUCGCCAAGAACUUCAAGAUCCGACGCUUGUCCCUCGGCCUGACGCAGACGCAGGUGGGACAGGCCCUGACGGCCACCGAGGGACCUGCCUACAGCCAGUCGGCCAUCUGCAGGUUCGAGAAGCUGGACAUCACCCCCAAGAGCGCCCAGAAGCUGAAACCGGUGCUGGAAAAAUGGUUGAGCGAAGCCGAGCUCCGGAACCAAGAGGGGCAACAAAAUUUGAUGGAAUUCGUCGGGGGGGAGCCCUCCAAAAAACGGAAGCGCCGUACCUCCUUCACCCCCCAAGCCAUCGAGGCUCUCAAUGCCUACUUCGAGAAGAACGCCUUGCCCACCGGCCAGGAGAUCACCGAGAUCGCCAAGGAGCUCAACUACGACCGCGAAGUCGUCCGCGUCUGGUUCUGCAACCGCCGGCAGACCCUCAAGAACACCAGUAAACUCAACGUCUUUCAGAUCCCCUAA